This is a messenger RNA of Eupeodes corollae, 2514 nucleotides long. It is a transcript of the gene Cyp9c1, whose product is annotated as cytochrome P450 3A7. The coding region runs from base 55 to 2349 and encodes 764 amino acids. Lineage: Eukaryota; Metazoa; Arthropoda; Insecta; Diptera; Syrphidae. The record is from RefSeq and is a predicted model, not a curated record. Gene Ontology annotation, molecular function: iron ion binding; oxidoreductase activity, acting on paired donors, with incorporation or reduction of molecular oxygen; heme binding. The transcript has 7 exons.
AAAUAAUGACGACUAUUGCCACAGUUGUUAUUGAUAUUCUGUAACUCUUUUACCAUGGAAUAUAUAAUUGAAAUAUUUUGUUCUACAUUAAUCUUUGGUUAUUUGUUUUAUAAAUGGGCAAAUAAAAACUUUGAAUGUUUCUCCAAACGCAAUGUAGCACAUGAGAAACCAUUUUUUCUAAUUGGAAACAAUCUUACAGUCUUAGAAGGAAAAGAAACAAGCCCAGAACUGUUAAUAAGACUGCAUAACCAAUUUAAAAAUGAAAAAAUCUAUGGUUACUAUGGUUUCCGUACUCCACAUUUCUUCGUUCGUGAUCCUGAACUUAUUGAAAAAAUCGGAAUCAAAGAUUCCGAAAGUUUUCCUAAUCAUUCCAAAAAUAGAUCAUUGUUGAGCAAUGAAACAAUUGGCAGUAUGCUUCCUGUUUUAAGAGAUGAAAAAUGGCUGGAAAUGAGGAAUAUGUUGGCUCCUGUUUUUGCAGAAAACGAAAUAAGUCAAGUUUUUCAUAUUAUAAGCGAAUGCAACAUAGAAGCUAUUAAAUACCUGAAAAAUAAAACAAAGACUGAUGAAGGGACAGAGAUUGAUUUUGCAGAUUAUUUUAAUCGAUAUGUAAAUGACGUCAUAGCUUCGGCAGCAUUUGGCUUGGAGAUAAAUUCUUACAAAGACGAGGCAAAUGAAUUCUCCAACAUGACGACAGUUCUUUUAAGAACUAGAAGUCUUUGUGCUGCUGUUAAAUCAUUUUACCUAACAGUUUAUCCUCAAGCUCUAAGGAUUUACAGACUCAAUAGAAUCUAUAUAAAGGCCUUAGCAUAUGUAAAACGUUUGAUUGGUAAAUCAAUUCAACCUCAAACUCAAGUUAAAAUAAGUAAUGUAGAAGGUUCGAUUGAGAAUCAGAAGACUACAGGAACAGAAUUCCUCAAUAUUAUCAAAGCACUUUUGAAGAAAUCAAGUUCCGCAAUCAUAUCAGUGGUGUUAACAAUUUUCCCGCAAAUUUCAAUUAUUUUCUCUUUAUUUAGUUUUGUACAAACAAUUCGUAACUAUAUCAGAAGUUUGUUCAAUCCGAAACUAAGAGAACACCAGAUAGAAGAAGUUGCUCAAUAUCAUGAUAUUGAUACCGAUCGACGGAAAAAUAAAAAUCAGUUCUUAUAUAUUAGCAGUGCAAUUUUAAAGAAAAUCGGGAAUUCGAUAAAGUUAUUGAUAUUAACCAUAUUUCCACAAAUUAUAUUGAUAAGCAGGAUAUUUUUUUUAACCAAAGCUGUGUUAAAUUAUUUGAGAGGAAAGACUAUGCGGCAAGAAGUUUUGCUCAAGAACAGAAAAAAGAAGCUGUCAAAGAUGGAAUCAGCUUUAUUGAAAUUCGAAAGGUUUAUCGUAGUUCUGAAGUUGUUGUUUUUGACAUAUCUCCCAAAAAUGUCAAUGAUUUUUAAGUUACAAGCUUUCAAUACAAGAUCUCUAAAUUAUUUGAAAAAUUCAGCUAGACAGACAAUUCACCAACGUCAAAAUGACCACAUUGUUCGCCUUGAUAUGAUUCACCUUAUGAUUGAAGCACGCAAACAAAAAGAAGAGAAAUAUGAAAAUGAUGCUGAAGAGAAAACUACUUUUAUAAGAAACGCGACAAAAUGUACAGAAGACGAGCUUAUUUCUCAGUGCAUUAUGUUUUUGUUUGCGGGAUUGGGACCGAUGAGCAAUAUGUUGUGUGCUACCGUCUACGAACUGAUGAAGAACCCGGAAAUUCAAGAGAAACUAUUUGAAGAAGUUUCAAGAAUUAACAGCGAGCUUGAUGGUGCUGAAGCUUCUUAUGAGAAAAUACAAAAUAUGAAGUACUUGGAUAUGAUUGUUUCUGAGACACUUAGAAAAUGGCCUUCUCAGCCGUUAAUCGACAGGAUUUGUUCUAAGCCUUAUAUUCUGACUAAUUCCGCUGGUGAAGUUGUUGCCGACUUCAAGCCUGAUGACGUUGUUUGUUUUUCUGUUUAUGGAAGCCAUUUUGAUAAGGAGUAUUUUGAAAAUCCUUUCACUUUUGAUCCUGAAAGAUUUAGCGAACAGAAGAAGUCAAGUAUUAGACCUUUAACUUAUUUUCCAUUUGGAGUGGGGGCUCGAAAUUGUUUAGGACAAAAGUUCGGUCUUAUGGUAGUUAAGAUUAUGUUGUAUCACCUUGUGUUGGAGUUCAAAUUCGCCCCUGGACCUAGAUCAAUUCCGGAUCUAUUUGCAUCACAUCGAAAAAUACAAUUAAAACAGUCAGACUUUUAUUGGAUGAAAAUUAUUCCAAGGAUCACUGAACAGGUACCGUUAAGUCCAUGCAAUGAUGAAACAGAAGAGCUUCAAAAUGUCCAUGAAGAAGAAAUAACAAAGCUUUAAAAAAUAAAAAUAUUUGUGCGAAAUAAUACAUUAAACUUUAUUGUUAUACUUUCACCUUUAAUUACUUUUCUCUCGACAAAAUCCCAUGUGUUGAUUCAUGUUAACCUACAUUAUGUGGUUAUUUAUAUUAAAUAUUUAAUAAUAAUAAAACGAACUGUUCAUACC